Molecule: messenger RNA, 1215 nt
Organism: Hymenoscyphus albidus
Lineage: Eukaryota; Fungi; Ascomycota; Leotiomycetes; Helotiales; Helotiaceae
Source: the annotation of a GenBank genome assembly
UGCUGGGGUACCGGUAGGAUCUGCUUCAAGCUCAAGCGCGAUUUGAAAGUACUUCAGCUACGAUGUGUCGAGCUUCUACGUAUAAGAAGACUUUGGAGGCAUCAAGCUGUUUUUUCCUCGUUCGUGUCUUGCGUCUGUAUUUCUUGAGUCCUUCUCAAUCGUUCUUUUUCCUUGUCGUUUUAUCCUUUUCCUUAUGUCAAAUUAGCGUCUAUUUCUGUACUUUUCAUUUGGAAUUUUGUUUUAUUCUUUUGAAUUAAUAUCCCAUCGUUUUCCUGACCGGUUCAGGACCAAUUUAUAAUGCCUAAAUUUUCCAAAGGUAUAUCAUUCGUCAAGAACUUAAAUAGAGGAGUGAACUAAUCAUUCUACAUAGAUGGAGCGAAGAAGAUUGGCGGUCUUGUCAUUGCCUCUAUCGGACUUGCAGUCAUCCUUUUCUAUGCUCUGGUGCUUGCAGGCUGUACCAGUGGUUCUCCUGGAAUGUCGAAUUUGUUCCUCGUGAAGCUCCAUAAAGCAGGCGGUAAACUUCUGACUGGAACUGCUGGCAACGCUACAGCUGGUAAUGGCACGUUGACGGAUCUAGCGGCCAACGUGACAAUCCGGAUUGGCUAUUUCGGUUAGUCCAUCCAUGUUUUAAUGGCGACUUACGAUGCUAAUAAAUUACCCUCAGGCAUGUGUACCAGUAUCGGUUCUGGAAGUUUGAACUGCUCUGGUACUUAUAGCCAUGACGGCACUCAAAUCUCGACCUCCUUCCUUCCACAAAACGAUUUCAGUACCGUAACACUCUUUAACUUGGCCAGCCACAUUCAAUCCAAAGUUUUCGUCUUCAUGCUUGCUGUUUCGGCCGUCAUAUUUCUGUCUUCAUUCGUCGUUCUCAUUGCUCUCCAGUUCGAUAUCAUGCGCAACAGUUCUUCCUCGGCUGCUUACAAGCGUCGUUUCUUUCUGAAGAAAGGGUUCAAGAAUUUGGUCUGGAUCAGUGUUGGACUGAAUAUUGCAGUCUCGGCUGGUGCUCAACAGGCUGCAGAAGCAUUGCAGUGGCUUUCGGAUGUGAGAAAUGGUGAGCUGCUCAUCACAAGUGGUGCAACUCUGCUAGGAUUGCAGUGGGCGAUUGUUGCAUUUUCCAUGAUCUUUGCAUUGGGAAGUCGCUUGAUUUACAAUCAGAAGCCGGCGCAGACGAUUGAACAGAAUUUUGAGACGAAGGACGGCGUUAUGGCUUUUUGA